This is a messenger RNA of Aaosphaeria arxii CBS 175.79, 1910 nucleotides long. RefSeq names its product phospho-2-dehydro-3-deoxyheptonate aldolase. The transcript has 3 exons. NCBI's taxonomy places the organism in Eukaryota, Fungi, Ascomycota, Dothideomycetes, Pleosporales. The record is from RefSeq and is a predicted model, not a curated record. Bases 390 to 1817 code for a protein of 475 amino acids. Gene Ontology annotation, molecular function: 3-deoxy-7-phosphoheptulonate synthase activity. Gene Ontology annotation, biological process: aromatic amino acid biosynthetic process.
GUACUUGGAAGGUUCGAUUACUGCCAGCUUGAGCACUUCCAAAAUCCGACUCGAAUCAGCUGCAAACGAUCUGAGACCUCUCGCUGCAUUGAAAGGUUGAAUAAUUGUAAGUCUUACACUGGACAACCAUGUUCAAUUGACAACCUGCAACUAAACACCCUACUCCACUAUUAUGACCUGCCACAUGGAUUUUCCCUUUCUAGUUACAUCACUUGGUUUGCGAUAGCGAUUUUUUGUCUCAUUCUGUAAUUUCAGAACCGUCUGACCUGGAACAUGAGUCAUUGAUCCUACUGCAAACGACAACAUCUUCUACACUCUGCAUUCGAACAGACUGGCUUACAUUCGAUAGGAAUCAUACGAGCUUUGAUUUAGGACAACAAAGCAGCAAGAUGGGUCAUACACAGGGCGCCAAUGGUGAUGGACAGAAUUGGUCACCUGACUCAUGGAGAUCGAAGCCGAUCAAGCAAAUGGUGGAAUAUGAGGAUUCAGAAGCCGUAUCUGCUGCAUUAAAGAAGCUUUCAAGCCUUCCACCUAUUGUGACGCCGACCGAGAUCACCAAGCUUAAGUCACACCUUCGAGAUGUCGCGCUUGGAAAAGCGUUCCUUCUCCAGGGAGGCGACUGCGCGGAGUUGUUCUCCUACUGCUCCGAUGAGCCCAUCGACUCCAAGAUCAAGCUUUUACUCCAGAUGAGUCUGGUCCUCAUCUGGGGCAUGAACAAGCCCGUCAUCCGGAUCGGUCGCAUGGCCGGCCAGUACGCAAAGCCUCGAUCCAGCCCGACCGAAGUCGUGGACGGCAAGACAAUUGCCAGCUUCCGGGGAGACAUCCUCAACGACUUCGAUCCCGCGAAUCGAACACUGGAUCCAGAACGUCUUGUCAGCGCCUACUUCCACUCUGCCACGACACUUAACUACGUUCGCGGACAACUGGCGAGCGGGAUCGCAGACCUACACAAUCCCCUCGAUUGGGGCCUCGGCCAUGUUCGAGACAAGGACCUGCAAACGAAAUACUCCAAGAUCGUGAACAGCAUAUCCGAGUCUCUGCGCUUCAUGAGGACGAUCGGAGCAGACACUGCCGGCCAGCUCCACACUGUAGAUCUGUACACCAGCCACGAGGGUCUCGUCAUGGAAUACGAGCAAGCCCUCACACGGAGCCUAAGGAACCCGGGCGGCUACACGCCAUCUCGCAAGUCAUCAGACGGCAAGGGAUGGUACAACACCGCGGCCCACUUCCUCUGGAUCGGAGACCGCACUCGACAGAUUGACGGCGGACACGUGGAGUACUUCCGCGGCAUCGAGAACCCGAUUGGCAUCAAGGUCGGCCCGUCGAUGAAGACGGAUGAGCUGGUGCAGCUGCUGGACAUCGUCAACCCGAACAAGGAGAUCGGCAAGGUCACGCUCAUUACACGUUACGGAGAGGAUAAGGUGGAGGCGAUGUUGGGACAUCACAUCGAGGCAGUGAAGGAGAGCGGCCACAUCGUGGUCUGGCAAUGUGAUCCCAUGCACGGUAACACCCGGAGCACACCGACGGGCCUCAAGACCCGCCACUUCAGCAGCGUCUUCUCCGAACUCUCCUCGGCUCUCAAGAUUCACAAGCAGCAUGGAUCUUUCCUCGGCGGCGUCCACCUCGAACUGACGGGCGACGCGGUUACGGAAUGCGUGGGAGGCAGCGAGGGACUUGCGGAGGAAGAUUUGAGCCUGAAUUAUACCACCUUCUGCGAUCCUCGAUUGAACGAGAAGCAGGCUUUGGAGCUGGCGUUUUUGGUAGCUGGGCAUUACCGUGAAGUCGAUCAAUUGAGUGGCUCUGGAGCUGGCUUGUGAUUGAUUGUAUAUAUAAUGCGGCUCACGAGUGCGGCUCACGAGCAGUGUAUCAAGCUACAAAAAAAAGUAAUGCUGAUUCCUGACUAUUUGCAC